Gastrolobium bilobum is the source of this 940-nucleotide messenger RNA. Its product is annotated as myosin-binding protein 3-like. Lineage: Eukaryota; Viridiplantae; Streptophyta; Magnoliopsida; Fabales; Fabaceae. The record is from RefSeq and is a predicted model, not a curated record. The transcript has a single exon. The coding region runs from base 64 to 924 and encodes 286 amino acids.
UGGGUUUGUUUUUAACCCUUUGACGCUAAGAUUGGGUGUUGUAUCAAAAUCUGAUAGCCCCAGAUGCAGAUGCAGACUCUGGGUCGUUUUUGUUUGUUGGUUGCUGGUCACUCUGUUCUUGGCUUGUACCAUAGGUUUCUUCGCCUUUCGUUGGGCUUUCUCCUCAUGGAUUUCCCUUCAACCUUCAAGUUCCUCACCCAGGCCAGUGAGGUUGGUUGUGGCUUCGUUCUUCUCGGUUACUUCUCUCGCCUUUUCAAUGUCGUCGGUAUCAUCUUGAUCUUUGGAUUCUUGAUGAGGAUUAUGCGUUCUGGUUGGACUUCUAAGGACUUAUUGCAAUUCCUCUCUGAAUUUGGAGGCACCCCCAGAUUCCGUUCUGAAGUCCCUGGUGCAAAGGUUGCAACUUUGGAGCGUGACCCUUUGAAAUCUUCUUCUUCCAGUUUAGGGAACAAGAAGGGUUCUCAUGCGGAAGAUGGGGUGGAGGAGAAAGAUGAUGAGGAUUUGGAAGACGAGACGUUCGACGUAAUGGCGCUGAGAAAAAUGGUGAAGAUGGAGAGGCAAAGAUUCAACGCUGCGUGCGCUGAGAUCGAGAAGGAAAGGGGAGCGGCUUCUUCAGCGGCGGAGGAGGCCAUGGCGAUGAUUUUGCGGCUGCAGAGCGAGAAGAGUUCGGUGGAAAUUCAGGCCAAUCAGUUUCGGAGGAUGGUUGAGCAGAAGCAAGAUUAUGAUCAGGAAGUGAUUGAAUCACUGAGGUGGACUGUUAUGCAACAUGAAUCUCAGAAAAGCUUGUUGGAAGAUCAAUUGGGGAUUUAUAGGGAGAAACUGAGUCAAUAUAUGACGGAUGAUGAAAUAGACCAACUUGAAGGAGUUGAUGCCACUAGGGGCUUUUUGAAUUUCUCUGUUGAAAGUGAUCAUCUUGAUAGUUCUUAAGAAAACCCAUUCACAU